AUGGACAAUUCAGGCAACAGUGCCGGUAACGGCGGCGACGGCGCCAACAAGAACCCCGAUUACAAGCACAUGAGCCGGUCGGAAUACAUGCAAAAGGCCCGAGCCGCCAUCGAAGAGCGCCGCCAACUGGCCAUGACGAACCGCAAGCGAUUCGAGCCCCAGAUCCACGAGCAGAUCCAGCGUCUGUUCCAAAACUACGAGGCGCCCUUCUACGCGCAGCUCCGCGGCUUCGGCAAGGCCCAGACCCUCGCCCUAGCCGAAUCCACCGUCCUGUCCCUGGCCGCCGUCAACAACCGCGCCUUUGAGGACCAAGAGACGCAGGCCCUCACGGAGCACUUCCUAUCGAGCGUGCACAACCUUCUCGCGUGGAAAUGGGCAAUGACCGGCUUCGCGGGCUACAUGGCCUACCGCGGCCGCAAGACGUGGCGCUUCCCCUUCUUCAACCCGGAAUUCAAGCGCUUCAGCCCCAUCGGCGGCAGCCCGGGCCUCAAGUUCAUGUGGCACAGCGCCCGCUUCGCCGCCUACUACGGAACGCUCUGGGUUCUUGGCGAGCCAGUCUUCCAGGGCGCAAACUUCAUGCGGCAGCGUCGAGAGAUGGAGGCGGAUCCUAGGUUGCGAGCGCUCUUACACGAUGGAGGGGCCCAAGGCGCUACGCUGCUAGGAGGCAACCCGGAAGCCCGCGAGCAAAUUAACGAUGCAUGGGAAUCGGCAGCGCAGUACGAGAAUGCGAAUCAACAAUAUAGAGAUCCCGAGUCCGAACAAAAGCCUACAGCUGCACCAACGCAAUCCUCUUGGACGUCAUACCGCAGCCCCACGACACCGACCCCACAGCCCCAACAGCAACAGCAGCAAUCUGAUGCAUGGGAUUCUUCAUUUACAGACGAUUUUGAUGACGCCUCGCCCGUCGCACCCGCAGCAAGAAAUAGCUCAGACGCCUCAAACAAUUCCAGCGGCUCAGCGUGGGACCGCAUCCGACAACAAGCUCAUUACCAACCCUCUGCCCAGCAAGAUCGGAAGACGUGGGAGAAGCCUCAGUCAGGAGGCGGAUGGGGAUCAGAGGCUGAAUCAGGCGCGCAGUACAAAGGGUCAGCACCAAGAGAGAGCUUUUCAUUCUCGAGCGCUGACGAGGAAAAAAACUUGGCUAAAGGGCAGGCCCAGCGAGAGUUUGACCGGUUACUAGAGAGCGAGCGUGAGGGCCAGAGUCAGGAGAGGAGCUCGUGGAGCAGAAAAUAG
Molecule: messenger RNA, 1233 nt
Organism: Trichoderma gamsii
Lineage: Eukaryota; Fungi; Ascomycota; Sordariomycetes; Hypocreales; Hypocreaceae
Exons: 1
Coding region: 1-1233 (410 amino acids)
Source: RefSeq, a predicted model, not a curated record